AUGUUCUUGACAGCUAGACCGCUUCCUUCUGCCUUCCAGCUCGUCCAACUUUCGCAGCUGUAUACAGGGUCCAGCCUCAUCGCCAGUAUCGGUCCACAGUGGGGAGAUAAGAGGUGGCCUGAGAUGCCCAUCACAAGCCGGGCGGUCCAGCUGCCUGCAUUGACGCGGCAGAGCUUCUCGUCAAUGCUCAAGUGCGGUCGCUCACGAGCAGCUGCGCUCCUGCCCCAAGGGGUUCAGUCGGGUCGAAGAUACUCUUCAAAGCCACCAGAGACUGAGAGUAUCAAUGCAUCAGGAGGAACGAACUCACCCUUUCGAGUAUACAGAUACGUGGUCGACGUCCACGGCCAGCUAUUCUUGCACGACACAAUACCGAAGAAUCUGACUAGCUGCUUCAAGAACACUGAGUUCCUCGACUUCUUCUUCAAGCGCAUACAUCCCAACCCGGCCUCAAUAACAGCGAACCCUGACUACGCUCACUCAGGCACCAUUUCACGCCAUGACAUCCUACGACCUGCACCCAACAGCCCUCUACCAGAAGACUGGAGCGACGUUACACCGUACAACGGCAUCAUCUCUUCAUCCGAAUCUAGCUCUCGCGAUGAGCUCUACGAAGAAGCAUGCAAACUAGGCAACAGCGAGGGAUACGAAUGGAUUUCGCCCUGUGGACCCGAACUCAACCUGCUCCGAAGUCAAGAUACACCCAUCGUCUAUCGUGAGCUCAGUGAAGAAGACGGGAUGCUGAAAUGGGCAGGAACAUUGACAGAGCCUUUCCAGCCAGAAAAACUGGUAGUGGAUUCGAGUAAUGGGUAUGUGUACCAUCCUUCUCCGCAGCCUUCACGGCGGAGACGGAAGGGAGCUGAGGGAACCGAGACGGGGAGUAAGUAUGGGAGUUUGAGUUUGUUAGGUUCGAACUUGGUGCUGAGCAGACUAGCCGAAGGUUUGGAGAUUGAUCCAUAUGCUUUUGAGAAAGGGUUAGGGGGUAGUAUUGAGUGGCAGGGCAGGCGGUAUAAUCUUGGCUUACUUGGUCGAACCUGA
Ustilago hordei is the source of this 1035-nucleotide messenger RNA. RefSeq lists its product as uncharacterized. Bases 1 to 1035 code for a protein of 344 amino acids. The transcript has 2 exons. The record is from RefSeq and is a predicted model, not a curated record. Lineage: Eukaryota; Fungi; Basidiomycota; Ustilaginomycetes; Ustilaginales; Ustilaginaceae.